Messenger RNA from Canariomyces notabilis, 440 nucleotides. RefSeq lists its product as uncharacterized. The record is from RefSeq and is a predicted model, not a curated record. NCBI's taxonomy places the organism in Eukaryota, Fungi, Ascomycota, Sordariomycetes, Sordariales, Chaetomiaceae. The transcript is spliced from 2 exons. The coding region runs from base 99 to 383 and encodes 94 amino acids.
AUGCAACUCCUGUCGAGGAUGUCUUGGUUGUCUAGCAAGAGCAGUCGCGGUAGGCACGCCGAGUCAAAGGAGCGAUUUCUCGGGGGAGCAGUUAUCGGAUGAAAUGGCGAGAGAUCGGCGGUCAGCACAACGUCGUCCCAGGUGUUUCGUGGUGGAUGGCUGUCUAUUGCCGGGCUCGCUGGGAGCUGUGUUGCAGCUGCACUGAUUGGAGCGGACGUGAAUCACGAGGAAUGGGCAAUGAUGGAAAUCAAGCGAUGGCCCAGGGCUGGAUGGCGUCCGAUCCCGUGAUGGCAAUUACGGCAAUGGUGUGCAGCACGAUGGUGGUGAUGCGAGAGUUUGGAAGGAUGUGCCGGAGAUGGCGGCGUUGGUUAGAAAAUCCAUGAAGCCAGGCGUUGUUGCCAGGCUAGACUGCUCUACUCCAUUUGGCCACAUCUGCUUUG